Anopheles maculipalpis is the source of this 2918-nucleotide messenger RNA. It is a transcript of the gene Dis3, whose product is annotated as exosome complex exonuclease RRP44. The transcript has a single exon. Lineage: Eukaryota; Metazoa; Arthropoda; Insecta; Diptera; Culicidae. Gene Ontology annotation, cellular component: nuclear exosome (RNase complex); cytoplasmic exosome (RNase complex). Gene Ontology annotation, molecular function: 3'-5'-RNA exonuclease activity; RNA binding; endonuclease activity. Bases 33 to 2918 code for a protein of 961 amino acids. Gene Ontology annotation, biological process: rRNA catabolic process. The record is from RefSeq and is a predicted model, not a curated record.
CGUACCACGUUUUCACCCGGUAAACAGGCACCAUGUUGACAAACAAAGUGUUCAUGAAGAAAACCAAACGCGGCAAUAUACUAAAAAUUGUACGCGAACACUAUCUGCGGGAUGAUAUCUGGUGCGGUUCGGCAGCCUGCCAAAAGUGUCCGCUGGAUGAAAAUGCAAUACUGCUCGAUGAAGCGCCACAAUCCGUUAGCGACCGGUUUGCCUUUCCGCACUAUCUGCUGCUCGAUACGAACAUCGUCCUGUACCAGAUGGAUUUGCUAGAGGAAAGUGCAAUCCAGAAUGUGAUCAUUCUGCACACGGUACUGGACGAGGUGAAGCAUCGUAGUGCGGUGAUUUACAAAAGAUUGCGUGCAAUUCUGUCGAAUCCCGAGCGGAAGUUCUAUACCUUCGUUAAUGAACACCACAAGGAUACGUACGUGGAGCGUAUGCCGGGUGAAUCGGCCAACGAUCGGAACGAUCGUAUGAUCCGAACAGCAACGCAAUGGUACGAGAAGCAUCUGCAUCAGGAAAGGGCACGCAAGCCACGGGUACGCAUUGUACUGCUGUCGGAUGAUGCCGAUAACCGGACCAAAGCGACGGAUCUUGGCCUGAACACGUGCUCUGCGGCGGAGUACAUGAAAGCGGCCAAGGAGAAGUUUGUCCACCUGCUGGACAAGAUUUCGCAGCGUGAUACGGUGUGCGAAUCGAAAGAACCACUCUUCCCGUCGCAUCUGACGCUAAUGCAGAUACACGAAGGAAUCAAAAGCGGCAAGCUGAUGCAGGGUGGCUUUCUAGCGUCGCGAGACAAUUACCUCGAAGGGUAUGUGCGGGUUGAAAGCAUCGAAAAGGCCGUCCUGAUUCAGGGACGCAUGAAUCUGAAUCGUGCCGUCGAUGGGGAUGUAGUGGCGAUCGAAAUGUUGCCAGAAAGCGAAUGGAAAGCGCCGAGCGAUGUGGUGCUGGUGGACGAGCAGAACGAUCCGGGCGAUAUGGUCGAACCGGAUCCAACGUUCAGCGUCAAGCCCCAGGCAGAGCGUGAACCGACAGCAAAGGUGGUGGGCAUUAUUAAGCGGAAAUGGCGUCAGUACUGUGGCAUUCUGAUACCAAGCCACAUUCAAGGCUCGACACGUCACAUUUUCGUACCGGCAGAACGUAAAAUUCCACGUAUUCGAAUUGAAACGCGCCAGGCCGCAACGCUCCUCUCGCAGCGUAUAAUCGUGGCGAUUGACCAGUGGCCAAGGCAUUCGCGCUACCCGCAGGGACAUUUCGUGCGUGCGCUUGGGCCGAUCGGUUCGAAGGAAACGGAGAAUGAGGUCAUUCUUCUCGAACAUGAUGUACCGCACAACCGUUUCUCGGAGGAUGUACUUGCCUGUCUGCCACAGCUGCCGUGGAUAAUUACGAAUGAUGAUUUGAAGCGUCGGGUAGAUUUGCGUAACAUUACGAUUUGCUCGGUGGAUCCACCCGGAUGUACGGACAUUGAUGAUGCACUGCAUGCGCGCCGUUUGCCAAACGGAAACAUUGAAGUUGGCGUUCACAUUGCGGAUGUAAGUCACUUCAUUCGGCCUGGGACGGCCCUCGAUCGGGAAGCGGCAAGUCGUGCAACGACCGUUUAUCUGGUAGACAAACGUAUCGAUAUGGUGCCGGAAUUGCUUAGCUCUAAUCUUUGCUCGCUGCGUGGUGGUGAGGAACGGUUCGCCUUUUCCUGUAUCUGGGAGUUGGACGAUGAGGCCAACAUCAAGCACACAAAGUAUCACAAGAGUGUGAUAAAGUCGAAAAACGCACUCACGUACGAGGAGGCACAGAUCAUCAUUGACGAUAAAAAUCAAACCAAUGAUGUGGCCACAUCUCUUCGAAUGCUGAACAGAUUGGCUAAAAUUUUGAAAAAACGACGUACAGAGAAAGGUGCGCUGGUGCUAGCUUCGCCUGAAAUUCGUUUCCACGUAGACAGCGAGACGCACGAUCCGAUCGAUGUGAAAGCGAAGCAACUGCUCGAAACCAACUCGAUGGUGGAAGAGUUCAUGUUGCUUGCGAACGUGUCUGUGGCGGAAAAGAUUGAACAAGAGUUCCCGGAGUGUGCGAUGUUACGUCGCCAUCCGUGUCCUCCGCAGGCCAACUACGAACCAUUGGUAAAGGCUGCACAGCAUCAGGGCUUUGAGAUAGUGACGACAAGCGGAAAGGAACUCGCGACCAGCUUGGAUAAUGCGGUUAAGCCCGAAAAUCCUUACUUCAACACGAUGCUUCGUAUACUGGCCACACGUUGCAUGAUGCAGGCCGUCUAUUUCAUUAGCGGCACACUUCAGCGGGAUGAAUUCUUCCACUACGGUCUAGCGGCUCCAAUCUACACCCAUUUUACCUCCCCGAUUCGUCGCUAUGCCGAUAUCAUCGUGCACCGUCUCCUGGCCGCUUGUACUGGAGCUGAUUCGACGUACCCGGAGCUGCUCGAUAAAAAGAUCAAUUCGAACCUUUGCAACAAUCUGAACUAUCGCAACCGGAUGGCACAGUACGCAGGUCGUGCAUCGGUCGCCCUUCACACGCAUCUGUUCUUCCGCAAGCGUUCGGAAGAUGAGCAAGCGUACAUUCUGUUCAUCCGUAAGAACGCCCUCCAAAUAUUGGUGCCGAAGUAUGGAUUCGAGGGUACGAUUUAUGUGACGGGACGUAACAAUGAGGAAAUUCGAACGGGAGUACGGUUCGUGUACGAUGAGGAUCAGCUAACGCAACGCUGUGGAAAUAUCGUAUUUAGGGCGUUCGAUCCCGUCGUGGUACGGUUAAGUCUGGAUUCGACGAAUGUGCAGCACGAGAAGCUGGUGUUUGAGCUGGUGGAACCGUACAUUGAAGGGUUCAGCGUAAAGUCGGAUGGGGCAGAAAUUGAAGCACCGAAAAGGAAAGGCGACCAACAGCCUACAAAGUCGAAGAAAAGCAAAAAAGGAAAGUAA